Molecule: messenger RNA, 290 nt
Organism: Racocetra persica
Lineage: Eukaryota; Fungi; Glomeromycota; Glomeromycetes; Diversisporales; Gigasporaceae
Source: the annotation of a GenBank genome assembly
AUGGGUGGAUUUAUUUCAAAACCACGACCACGUAACUCAAAACCUAAAAUCAUAAUAAGCCGAAGCCCUUCUACCAAAGAAUCCUCUCGCGCUUCCUCUGUAAAUUCCGUGUCAUCGUCCACUUCCACUAACACCAAUAAUUCAUCUGGUAUUUUCCGUGAAGCAUCAAAUACAGCAAUAGAUGGAUUGCAGGUUCUUCAUUACAUGUUCAGAGGUUUAUGGGGAAACAAUUAUUCUGCACCUGUUGCCGACAUUUUGAAAAUAGAGGGAUCUCGUGUCCUUGAUCUUCG